GUGCACUUCCGGUGCGCGCGCGUGCUUCCUGGAGUUCCAACAUGGCCGCUGAGCAGAGCGUAACGACGCGCGAGAGGAAGAAAUGGAAAAUUGAUGGCGAUGAGGCCAAAGCGAGCAUCAGCAACAACAGUAAGCAGGACACACGGACCAACCUGGCAGUUCCUUUCCGGGGUCACAUCACGGGUGGGUUGCACCCAGGGAGGAAGGUGGUCAUCGUGGGCGUCGUGGACUCCCAUCCUGACAAGUUCUACGUGGCCUUGACGUGUGGGCGGUGUACGCGGGACGGGGAGCCCCCGCCAGAUGUCGCCCUGGAGAUGUGCGUGUGCUUUGGGGGGGGGCAGCACCAAGUGCUGCGUCGGGCCUGCGUGGCCGGCGCAUGGAGCCGCGCCGACAGCGCCGUCCCCUUCUUUCCUUUCAUUCCAGGGCAACCCUUCAAGAUGGAAGUUCAGUGUGAGUUGGGACGCUUUCGAGUCUUUGUGGACGGGCAGAAGCUUUUUGAUUUCCAACAUCGAGUGGCACCACUCCACCUGGUGGACACGCUGUGGAUCAAAGGCAGCAUCGCCAUCACCAAGCUGGGCUGAAGGCGGUGCCGCCGCUGAUGGAGGACAUUGACAUUGACAUUGGCAAUGGCUCCGGACACACCCCUGGCCAUUUGAUUAGGCACACCGCCACUUUAACGCGGUAAGCUACAGCUGGUUUCUGUUUGGGUCAUAUGUUCACACCCUCGACCUUAUUUUGACCUUUGUCACCAUGCUAAGGGGCUACAUGUUGGCCUCAUAAAGGUCACCUAUUUGACAAUAUUUCAAGGUUUGAACAUACAGUGGUGCCCUGAGAUACAAGUUGAACUCCUUCUGUGACCAUGCUCAUAUCUUGAAUCAUCUUUCCCCAUUAAAAUUAAUGGAAACAUUUUUAAAUCAUACAGUAAUGAUAUAAUUAAAUAGAAUGUAAAGAAUUAAACGGUCACACUUUUUGCUUCAAUUCAAAGGACAUUGUGCUGCUCCUUCUGGUGUGAGCGCCUUGGUUACCGGGUAAUGCAGACGUACGAUAGACAUAGAGACUCCUCAUUCCUCGGUAAACCACAGUAAUAUUUGUCAUUCUUUGCAGAGGACAAACAUGUAUAUAUGCCUAUGAGUAUUGUGAUAUUAUCUCACUACAUUUACUGCUUGAAGCAUUAUUAUACUGCCACAUACAUAAGCUUCCACUAUUUGUUAGCCCGUCUAUGGCAUUUUCCCAGUUUUUGUCAGGCCAUGUUAUUGUUUUAAAUACACGUGUAAUUGUCUUUGUUUAUGAAGUGCUCUUAUCUCACGUUUUUGCUCACAAGUCAAAGCAAACAUUUGUGAGUCGGUUCAGUUGUAUCUCAAGGCACUACUGUGUCACACUUUGGUUUAAAUAGCGUGAAAGCGUGGAUCCCUCAAUCCCUGUAGUCUAGUUCUGGUUCUUUUCCUGAAAAGAUGUAUUGGUUAGACCGACUGAUCCUGAUUCAAAUGUGAAACAUCCAUCCAUCCAUUUUCUGAGCCGCUUCUCCUCACUAGGGUCGCGGGCGUGCUGGAGCCUAUCCCAGCUAUCGUCGGGCAGGAGGCGAGGUACACCCUGAACUGGUUGCCAGCCAAUCGCAGGGCACAUACAAACAAACAACCAUUCGCACUCACAUUCACACCUACGGGCAAUUUAGAGUUGUCAAUUAACCUACCAUACAUGUUUUUGGGACGUGGGAGGAAACCGGAGUGCCCGGAGAAAACCCACGCAGGGACGGGGAGAACAUGCAAACUCCACACAGGCGGGGCCGGGGAUGGAACCCCGAGCCUCAGAACUGUGACGCAGACGCUCUAACCAGUCGUCCACCGUGCCGCCAAAUGUCAAACAAUGCGUCAAAUUGUCAUAUUAGUCAUGCAUGUUGUCGUGUGCUGAUAUGAGGAUGUUGCCCUUCACUGUACCUAUUAAAUGAUCCAUAAGGUUAACUAUAGAUAUGUGCGUAUACAGUCGUAUAGUGCUAGAUAAAUGCACUGUUUUUAAAUAUUUUAUUGCCUUUAUAAAUGUAAUUCUCAUUGUAAAAACAAUCAUGUGUGCUGUUUAUGAAUAUUUGUAAUCAUGCAAUUCUCAACAUGGCUACCUGGUAUUAUUCUGUAAAUAAGAUCAGUCAUUGAUGAAAGAUGAUAUGACUAGUUUUCAUGUACAGUCUUGUUUUUUUCUUCAUGCUAUUGUUUCUGACCAAUCAAUGUUUA
Molecule: messenger RNA, 2222 nt
Organism: Phycodurus eques (leafy seadragon)
Lineage: Eukaryota; Metazoa; Chordata; Actinopteri; Syngnathiformes; Syngnathidae
Product: galectin-related protein-like
Exons: 5
Coding region: 42-581 (179 amino acids)
Molecular function (GO): carbohydrate binding
Source: RefSeq, a predicted model, not a curated record